CUCAGGGGGUGCUGCAGAAUGGGGGACAGGCCCCCAACCCUGCACCUGCUGGGUGACCUUGGACAUGCUCUCGGGUCUCUCCUGCUAGUUUCUGGGCUCCAGGACGCUCGCUCCUCUGGCACCGAUUCUCAACAGCUGGGCUGUGGGUAUGUGGCCACUGAGCCACCUCCUCGGGUCUUUCCGUGGGGGUCCCGGGCUCUCUGUCCUCUCUCCCUGCAGGUGGCUGCUGGGCUCUGAAGUGCGUGGCCACCUGCCAGCCGGGGUGAGGAGCUGGGGACAGGGCUGGGGCAGGGGAAGUUGAUCAGAAGUCCACUGCUGGGUCCCCUCCAUCCAGAGGCCCUCGAAGGGGGCUGCCCAGGUCUGCCCCCAAACCCAGACCACAGCUUCACCUCGCCAAACCGUGGAGCAUGCUCAGAGCCGACCGCAGAGCCCCGGCUUCUGUCCUUGGGAGCCUCUGGCUUGGCCAGGACCAGGGGGAGGGAGGGGACACCCACUGUCAUCUUUCUGCUCCGUUUGCUCCAGGAACAGAUCAGCUGGGAGGUGGACAGCCUAGCCACUUACAGUGACAACCGCCUGGCAGGAAGAUGAGAGGGGUUUCCCGGGACUGGCAGGGGGCAGCCCACUCUGGUCAGCUGUGGAAGGUCCCUGACACUAGACCUCUGGUCUAGGAGGGUCCUGUCCUCGGGGCACAGGUGGGAUGGGGUUUCCUGCUCCACACGGGACUGGGUCCAGAGAUUCUGUGACAGCUCUGGUCCCCAAGUUGGGUCCCCUAAACCUACUGCCCCGACCAGGAUCCCCCACCCUGCCCAGGACUAAGAACGGGUCCCUUCCCCACGUGGCAGCAAGAGAGGGGCUGCCUGAGGUCACAGGAGAGGUCAGGGGCAGGGCCAGUUUCAGAUCCGGCCCCUUUGGCUCAAGUCCCUGGACCAGGCUAAGCUUCUCCCCGCUGCUGGGCGCGUCCUUCGGGCCCCCAGCGAAUUCCUGGGAUGCUUCCACCUCCAACCCAGCCUCGGGCUCCGGACCCGGGAGCAAUGGCCCGACUUCUCCGCGAGGAGGCAGGAGCGCGGGGUGGGGGAGGGGGAGGGAGCGAGCGCGGCGACCCUGGGGCUGGGACCGCGGUCCCCCGGCCCCUCGGGGAAGCGGCCAGCGGCAUGGACGCCACGGUGGGGUACCCGCCGCCCCGCGUCCUCCACCAUCGCUCCCACAGCGACAGCGAGGUUUCGGGACGAGCGGUCCGCAGAGCCGCGGAGCCCGGCCCUGCUGCGUCCUCCGGCCCGGAGCGCGACACCCGCAGAGCCCCAGCGCAAAGGGAUCGGCCUCGGCGCGCCCUCCGCCCGCGGGGUCGCCCGCAGCCCCGGGCCCACCGGGCCGCAACCGAGGUGCUGUCACCGCCACUGCGGCCUCGGAACCUCCUCCCGAGCCGCGAUCCCCGCACCCGCUGCCUGGGCUCCCGAGAGCCGCCUGCGCGCCCGCCGAGCUGCGGCCCCCGGGGCAGGGCAGCCCCCAGACCUCCCGGGGGGCUCCCCACGUCGCAGUCCCCGGCGACCCCCACCCGGGGCCCGGGCACCGCACCGGCCGCGGCCGCGCGUCCCCCGCCUGCCCGCCUCCUACCUCACGGGUCCGCCUGCAGCCGCCGAGCGCGCGCAGUACCCGUCCCCGUCCCCGUCCCCGCGGCGGGCGCGGCCCCAGCGCGUCGGCCGGCCAGGCGCGGGGGGUGGGGGGCCGGGUGCGCCCAGGAGCCCGCGCCGGACCCCAGCGCCCGGCCCCGGCGGCCUCCCCGCGCCCGGCUGUCCUGCGGCCCGCGCAGCGCGCGCUGUGACCUUGGCGGGUGGCAGGUCCGCGCCUGGCCUCAGUUUCCCCCUUCGGAAGGUGUGUGUGCGCGCGCGUGUGUUGGGGAGGCGGGGAGGACGGGUGCCGCCCCAGCCGCCGACGUCACCCGAGCCUGGGCAGGCUGAGGGCGCACGGGUCGGUGGGGCCGCUGCAGCGAAUGAGCCUGGGAAGCGGGGUCCGCAGAGUCCAGGAGCGGAGCACGCGACCCGGGGUGCCCCAGCACUGCCGCCACGCUCCCCAAGAUCUCCAAAUAAACACCCGGCAAACGCAGCCUCACGCUAAGUCCCUCGGCCCCUCCCAAGGAGAACUGCACCAAUGCCACUGUGCCCCCGCUUCGGCGGCCCUCUCCAGUUCACUGAUGAGAAGACUGAGGCUCAGAGAGGGCAAGCCACUGACCCAGAGUCGCACAGCGCGCCAAACCCGCUCGCGUCCACCCCGGCACCACGCCCCUCCGCCUCUGCUGCAGGACACGCGCUCCUGGGUUUGGGGUGGGAUGCACCCAUCAUCCCGCAGCAGACUUGACUCAGCGAUAACGGAACGCUGGGCAUGGCCCUCAGUGGCCGGGCAGCUGUCACAGAGAAUGGGCACAGUCAGAGAGGGUCCCUACGGAUGAGAAAGAAGUCGCCUAGACGAGAGAGGCUGGGCCUGGAAGGGGCAGGAAAGGGCCAGGGGCGCCCGGAGGGGAGUCCCUAAGGAAAAACCAGGGUGGGAUUGUGCGGUGCCCGGCGGGUCCAGAUCGCCUAGAACACGAGACCAAAAAGCAGCAGCGUGUCCCUCAGCAGCGGGGAGCCCGCGACCAGGUUGGAGCAAGGGCGUCAGCGGCGCAGGCUGUGCUUAGGCAGCGCCCCCUGGUGCCCAGAAGCGGCGAGACAGGAGGCCAGAGGGAUGCGGCGGCCGUGGUCCAGGCUGGCCAGUGAUGUCAUGAGGAGACAGACCCGGGGCUGGCUACGCUGCGCUGUGUGACCUUGGGCAAGGCGCUUCCCUUCUCUGGGCUUUUGGGAGACAGGGAGGAGGCCAGGUGGGAGUGGGCAGUGGAUCCGUGAGGGGACAGAUAGGAGUGAGAGGUGGGCACUUUGUCCAGCACUUUCGAAGGAUUAUGUCAUUUACUUGCGAUAGAAACUAUCCUUCCAGGUUUACGGACAAGGACACGUUGAGGAGAGAAAGUCCUGCCUGCAUUCCCAGGGCUGCCACGCUGGGAUUUCAAUGCAGCCCUGUGAGGCUGCAGAGUCCAAGUGCAGUGCCUGAUGGUCCUCCUUCCAACCAGGCGGCAUUUAUUGAGCACCUCAGGUUUUCCUAGACUAUACAAGACAGGGUCUCACUGAGUUGCUUAGUGCCUUUCUAAGUGGCUGAGGCUGGCCUCCAACUUGGGAUCCUCCUGCCUCAGCCUCCCGAGCUGCUGGGAUGACAGGUGCAUGCAAGUUUGCCUGAAUAAUUUAAAGAUUCUUUUUCGUUUUGUUUUGCUUUUAGUAGUAGUGGGACUUGAACCGAGGGCCUCACGCAUGCGAGGCAAGUGCUCUUCCACUGAGCUACAUCCCCGGCCCUUUUUAUUUUUUGUCUUGAGACAGGGUCUCACUAAGCUGGCCUUGAACUUGCAAUUCUCCUGUCUCAGGCUCCUAAGCUGCUGGGAUUCCAGGUCUGUGCUAGAACAGUUAGCUUUAAAAAUAUUUUUAAACACAGCACUUAAGGGAAGAUAAAAUGCUUAUGGUUCUCAUGACUAAAAAUGAUCUCCUGGAGAAGCCAUAUUUUAAAAUUUUUUUUCCCCCUGGAGAAUGAACCCACAGAUGCUCAGUCAAUGAGCCACCUCCCCAGCCCUUUUUCUAUUUUAUUUAGAGACAGGGUCUCACUGAGUUGCUUAAGACCUCACUAAGUGGCUGAGGCUGGCCUCCAACUUUCCAUCCUCCUGCCUCAGCCUCCCAAGCUGCUGAGAUGACAGGCAUGUACCACUGCACACGGCACCGGAUCUUUUUGUUAUCGGUGGUUGGAAAGCAGCAUCGACUGUGAUAAUGUGUGGAAGAUUGGGGAAAUCUGCUGAAUAAAUAUUGUCAUUCCCAGAAGCCAAGACAGCAAACGUUAAUACAUUUAACUCUAUAAAAAUUAAAACUAUGUUAAUGGAACAAAAAUACCGUAAACAAGGCUAAAAAAUGGUACACCGGAAAAAAGAAAAAAAGAAAGAGAAAAAACACCAGCAGCCCCUAUGACAGAAGUUAACUGAGGAAAAUGAGACAGAAGUUAAUUUCCCUAAUACAUAAAGAGCUCUUUCAAAUCGAUAGCAGAAAGAUGAGUAGCCCAUUAGAAAGCACAGCACAGGAUCGGGACGCGCGGCUCCUGAAGGUCUUCAAUCUUGCUUGUAAUUAAAUGCACA
Molecule: messenger RNA, 4192 nt
Organism: Sciurus carolinensis (gray squirrel)
Lineage: Eukaryota; Metazoa; Chordata; Mammalia; Rodentia; Sciuridae
Product: basic salivary proline-rich protein 3-like
Exons: 3
Coding region: 698-1819 (373 amino acids)
Source: RefSeq, a predicted model, not a curated record